CCGGCCUACCUCGCCUUCCCUUAAAGCUUCGGGCGAACGGUUGGAAAGCCGUGUUCCUCUUUUCUUGGACAUCGAGUUUGGACGUGUCGUUAGCCAAACAUGUCAAAAUCGGAGGCACCCCGCGAGCCAGAGCAACUCCGGAAGCUCUUCAUCGGAGGCCUGAGUUUUGAAACUACUGAUGAAAGUUUAAGGGCCCACUUUGAGAAAUGGGGAACCCUCACAGACUGUGUUGUAAUGCGGGACCCAAACACCAAGCGUUCCAGAGGGUUUGGCUUUGUCACAUAUUCCGGUGUAACAGAAGUUGAUGCAGCAAUGGAUGCACGGCCGCACAAAGUUGAUGGCAGAGUUGUAGAACCAAAGAGAGCCGUUUCCCGAGAGGAUUCCACAAGGCCUGGUGCUCAUCUAACUGUCAAAAAGAUAUUUGUUGGUGGUAUCAAAGAAGAUACAGAGGAGCACCAUCUGAGAGACUACUUUGAGCAGUAUGGCAAGAUUGAAGUAAUUGAGAUAAUGACUGACAGGGGCAGUGGAAAAAAGAGGGGCUUUGCUUUUGUUACCUUUGAUGACCAUGAUUCAGUGGACAAAAUAGUCAUUCAGAAGUACCACACGGUAAAUGGCCAUAACUGUGAAGUCCGAAAGGCACUGUCAAAGCAGGAAAUGGCAAGUUCAGGGCGAGGAGGUGGCGGCAGUGGAAACUUCAGCCGCGGUGGUGGUGGAGGUGGUGGAGGAUUUGGAGGUAAUGAUUUUGGCCGUGGUGAGAACUUCGGUGGCCGUGGUGGCUUUGGCAGUGGAAGAGGAGGUGGAUAUGGUGGAGGUGGUGAUGGUGGCUACAAUGGCUUUGGAGAUGGUGGAUAUGGUGGUGGUGGCGGCGGUGGUCCUGGCUAUGGAAGUGGCAAUCGUGGUUAUGGUGGGCAGGGUUAUGGAAACCAGGGAGGUGGAUACGGAGGCAGCGGCGGUGGAUAUGAUGGAUACAAUAAUGGUGGUGGCGGCGGCGGAGGAGGAAACUUUGGAGGAGGAAAUUUUGGAAGCAACUACAAUGAUUUUGGCAACUACAACACUCAGUCCUCUUCAAGUUAUGGUCCUAUGAAGGGUGGCAACUUUGGUGGAAGGAAUUCUGGUGGUCCAUAUGGAGGUGGCUAUGGUGGUGGAGGUGGCAGCAGUGGCUCUGGUAGUGGAGGUUAUGGUGGCAGUGGUGGGAGAAGAUUUUAAACAUGCAAGGAAUCAGUACUUAGAGAGGAACCAGAGAAGUGACAGGGAAGCUGCAGGUUACAUCCUAGAUCUGCUCAGCCAAGCACAGUCGUGGCAGCCUUAAGAGUUGCUACACGAAGAGAGGAAAUUGUACUAUAAGUGUGUAGCAAUCAUGUGAUGGGGGGGAGGGGGUUAUGAUAUUCUGUGUUUUUAAUACUGUCCAUGCAGGAUAUUUUUGUAGUUGCUAUUGUUUCUGUGAAAAUGUAAAGCAUUCCAAUAAGGUUUUAUGUAGAUUUAAUUUUGUUUUAUAGCACCAUUUAUGGUGUUUUUACGUGUAACAAUGGCAAAUCAAGCUGAAAUAAACCAUCUUCAUUUUUAAGUAUU
Polypterus senegalus (gray bichir) is the source of this 1569-nucleotide messenger RNA. Its product is annotated as heterogeneous nuclear ribonucleoprotein A1-like. Bases 100 to 1206 code for a protein of 368 amino acids. Gene Ontology annotation, molecular function: RNA binding. The record is from RefSeq and is a predicted model, not a curated record. The transcript is spliced from 11 exons. Lineage: Eukaryota; Metazoa; Chordata; Cladistia; Polypteriformes; Polypteridae.